AUGGAUAGGAGAAAUGACUCCGAUUAUAAGAUGACCCCGUUCCAGGGCCUUCUGCCUCCCCCUGGGAGCCGGGGGCUUCACUUCCCUCCAGAUGUACAGGCUGAGACAACAGAAGAAGACAAGGACCCCCUGGCCAUGGACCCACCAGUUGCCAACCAGCCUCAGAAAAGCAAGACCAAGAAGGCCCCUAUUAAGGCUAUCACUAAGACUAUACCUGCUGCCUCUCCAGUUCCAUCUGCCAAUGUGAUUACCACCAACAAGCCUAAAAUAACUUUUCCGGCUUUAAACCUGCCGAUCAUCCCCCAGAUCAACCAGGCUUCAGCUACCACUGAGGUAGCCAAUACUCAGGCUUCUUCAUUCACUGCUCAGCCUAAGAAAGCCAACAAGACAAAGAGAGUUACUGCUAAGGCAGCCCAAGGCUCCCAAUUUCCAACUGGCAGUGAGAGUGUCACUACACAGAUCAAGUUAUCCAUGCAGGCCCUAAACCUGCCAGUCAUCCCACAGACUAUCCAGGCUCUAAUUACCAGUGAGUCAGCCAAUUCUUAAGCCUUGUUAGCCUCCACCAAGCCUAAGAAGGCUUCCAAGGUUAAGAAGGCUAACAAUAAGACCAUAGCUAGUGCCACUGAGACUUCACUGGCUCCAUCCACCACCUACACAGCUACCACCCAAGGCCAAAUUACCUCCAUCCGAACUAAGAAAGUCUCCAGAGCCAAGAAGGCAACUGUUAAGGGCACAAAUACUGAUGCUGAGUUCCUAGAGGCCCAAGAUGCCACUGAGACAGCUACCAGGCAGACUGAGGCCUCAGCAGAAGCUCUCUGGCCAAAAAAAUCCAAGGGCAAGAAGGCUGCCUAUAAGGGCCCAAGUUCUGCCUAUGAGAUCUCUGAUGCCCCACAUGCCAGUCAAAUGGUCACAGACAAAGCCCUAGCAGCCACUCUCUGCGUCAGGAGAGGGUACAGGGCUCGAAAAGUUGACACUAAGGCCUGGACAACUGAAAGCCAGAAUCAAAUUCACCAAGGGGCCCAGGCCAAGAUGGCCACCUCUCAGACCAACAUAAGUGACCUUGAGACUCAGGUUGCCGCUGCUAUCCAGUCUCUGGCAGAUGACUACCUGGCUCAGUUAAGUCUGGAGCCCACAACCAAGACCUGGGGUAAAAGGAACCAAAAGUCCAAGCAUCUGAAUGGGGAUGAGAGAGGUGGUGGUUAUUAUAGGCGGAUUCUAUGGGGCUGGAGGCCUCCUCUAUCCAGAGAUGUGGCCAUUUUGCAAGAAAGGGCAAAUAAGUCAGUGAAAUACCUGUUGGUUAAGGCAAAGAUCCCCAUCAAGCGCUCAGACAUGCUGAAGGAUGUCAUCCAAGAAUAUGAAUGAGCAAGCUAUGCUCUGGAGAAGAUGUUUCGAGUCAAUCUGAAGGAAACUGAUAAACAAAGUAGCUUGUAUAUUCUCAUCAGUAUUCAGGAAUCCUCUGCAGGCAUACUGGCAACGACCAAGGACACACCAAAACUAGAUCUUCUCAUGGUGAUUCUGAGUGUCAUUUUUAUGAAUGUCAACAAGGCCAAUGAGGCUGUCAUCUGGGAGGUGCUGCGCAAGUUGGGGCUGCACCCUGGGGUAAGGCACUCACACUUUGGGGAAGUGUGGGAGCUCAUCACAGACGAGUUUGUGAAGCAGACAUAAGUGGUGUACCUGGCAUACAAGAGGGUCCCCAACAACAGACCACCUGAAUAUGAGUUCUUCUGGGGCUUGUGCUCCUACCAUGAGACGAGCAAGAUGAAAGUUCUCAAGUUUGCAUGCAAGGUGCAGAAGAAAGACCCCAAGGACUGGGCUGCACAGUACCAGGAGGCAGUGGAGAUGGAAGUCCAAGCUGCAGCUGUGGCUGUAGCUGAGGCUAAGGCCAGGGCUGAGGCAAGAGCCCAAAUGGGGAUUGGAGAGGAAGCUGUGGCUGGGCCUUGGAAUUGGGAUAACAUGGAUAUCGACUGCCUAACAAGGGAAGAGUUAGGCGAUGAUGCUGAGGCCUGCAGCAGAUUUUCACUUGAAAUUGAGGCCAGAGCCCAAGAAAAUGCAAAUGCCUGCACCAACAUUGACUUUAGCAGAGGAGGUAGCACCAGGGCUAGCUACAGCGAUGGUGCUAGUAUUAGAUUCAGUGGUAUGCCCAGUCCCAGUAAUGGCUUUGGUGGCAGAGCUGGCAUUAGCUUUGGUGGCACAUGCAGCACCAGUGCCAGCUUAAACAGCGUAGCCAGCAUUUGCUUUGGUGGCACACCCAGCACUUGUUACACUUUCAGUGGAGGAGCGAGCAUUAGCUUUGAUGGUGCAGCCAGCACCAGCUCUAGUUUCAGCAGUGAAGCCAGCAUUAGCUUUGGUGGCACACCUUGCACCUGUACCAGCUUCAGUGGUGGAGCCAGCUCUGGUUUUGGAGGCAUACUCAGUACCACUGCUGGCUUCAGUGAUGCACUCAUUAUGAGCACCAGCUUUGGUAGUACACUUGGCACCAGUGCAGUCUUUAGUGGUGCACUUAGCACCAGCACUGGCUUUGGUGGCACACUCAGCACUAGCGUCUACUUUGGUGGCUCUCCCAGUUCCAGUGCCAGCUUUGCUUUCACACUCAGUACCAGUAUCUGCUUCAGUGGCUUUCCUAGCACCAGCACUAGUUUUGAUGGUGUACUCAGUACCAGUGUUUCCUUUGGUAGCUCUUCUAGCAAUAGCACUGACUUUGGUGGUACACUAAGCAACAGCUUCUGCUUUGGUGGUUCUCCCAGCACUAUUGCCAGCUUUGGUGGUACACUCAGCACCAGUCUUGGCUUUGGUGGUGCACUCAACACCAGUGCUGGUUUUAGCAGUGCUGUCAGCAUUAGCACUGGCUUCUGUAGUACACCCAGCACCAACUCUGGCUUUGGCAGUGUGUUCAGUGCCAGUACUGACUUCAGUGGGGCACUUAACACCACUACUGACUUUGGCAGUGUUCCCAGCACCAGCAUUGGCUUUGGUGGAGCCCCCAGCACCAGUUUCUGCUUUGGCAGUGUGUCUAACACCAACCUAUGCUUUGGUGGCCCUCCUAGUACCAGCACCGGCUUUAGUGGUCCUACCAGUGCCAGUUUUGGUGAUGGACUCAGCAAGGCCGGUUUCAGCUUUGGCGAUGGGUUAAGCACCAGCACUGGAUUUGGUGGUGGACUGAUUUCCAGCAGUAUCUUUGGUGGUAGGCUUUGCACCAAUGCUGGUUUUGGCAGCACAUUUGGCACCAGUGCUGACUUUAGUAGUGGUCUCAGCAUCUGUGCUGUCUUUGGUGGUGGGCCUAAUACAAACUUCGACGGAGGACUGAGCACCAUCAUUGGCGUUGGCAGUGGUUCCAACACCAGCACUGGCUUUACUGGUGAACCCAGCACCAGCACCAGCUUUAUUGGUGGACCCAGUUCUAUUGUUGGCUUUGGCAGUGGACUGAACACCGAUGCUGGCUUCAACGGUGGACCGAGCAGUAGUGCUGGCUAUGGUGGUGGACCGAGCAAUGCUGCUGGCUUUGGUGGUGGAACCACCAGCCUUGGUGCCUGUAGCUUCUCCUAUGGCUAG
Molecule: messenger RNA, 3549 nt
Organism: Hippopotamus amphibius kiboko
Lineage: Eukaryota; Metazoa; Chordata; Mammalia; Artiodactyla; Hippopotamidae
Gene: TRO
Product: trophinin
Source: RefSeq, a predicted model, not a curated record